Branchiostoma belcheri (Belcher's lancelet) is the source of this 1685-nucleotide messenger RNA. Its product is annotated as galactose-3-O-sulfotransferase 2-like. Gene Ontology annotation, molecular function: galactosylceramide sulfotransferase activity. The record is from RefSeq and is a predicted model, not a curated record. The coding region runs from base 329 to 1672 and encodes 447 amino acids. NCBI's taxonomy places the organism in Eukaryota, Metazoa, Chordata, Leptocardii, Amphioxiformes, Branchiostomatidae. The transcript is spliced from 6 exons. Gene Ontology annotation, biological process: glycolipid biosynthetic process. Gene Ontology annotation, cellular component: membrane.
UGUCCUCGUAAGUAACGUCAUUUGAUUGGCACCGCAUCCCCCAAACCUGAUUUACAUGUGAAUGUUACGGCUAUAAGGAAGAUGGCCGACAACCGUAGUGAUUUUACGUACCGAGUUUCUCCCGGCUUUUUUUCCCCGAGGUCUGCUUCUCAGGCAAAGAAUGACAGCCCUCCUUUGGAGGUACAGUAAUCCACGAGGAGGCUGGCUUUGACUUGCUCUCUUGCCUGUGGGUCAACCGUCGGCACAGCACGUCGCAGACUCUUGAGGAAGUUCAGUGAGUAACGUAAGAUCCCAGGGAACCUUGACUAGACCACGGUACAAGUACGUCAUGAAGAAAAAAGAUCAAGGAACAGGUCGAGAAUUCAAAAUGGCGGAAACAGGAAAAGUCAACUUGUUGUGGUGGGUGCUGCUGUGUCUGAUCAUUCUGUUUCUUCUGGAUCUGAACGUGAACUUCACCGGACAGAUGUGGGAUCAGCUGGACAUGGCGACAUCUAAACGUCUUCAGAAGCAACGACAAAAUUCAAGUGACGCAGUGUUCGGAGGACAAGGCCGACUUGUGACAGCGGCAGAGAACGUGACAUCUCUCCCGUCUCUCCCGUCGGAACUCAGGACCAUGGGACAAAACUGGAGCCUGUCGUCCGGGGACUCUUGCACGAAGCCUGUUACCAACUUUGUUUUUAUCAAGGUCCACAAGACUGGUUCAGACAGUACAGCCGUCAUCUUGCUGAGGUUCGCCUACAACCAUCACAUGACCAUGUGCUAUGGAACCAACGGAAUGAGACUUACUUUUCCCAGGACGGAGAUAUACAAGACUAACUGCGCUCGUUGGAAAGUGUUUGAGAAUCGCUUCAAUUUCCUCGUACAGCACACCGUCUUCAACAAGACACUGAUGGACCGGAUCAUGACACCGGGAACUAGGUACAUCGGCAUCAUGCGUGAACCUCUCAGCCAUUUCCGUUCACAGUUCUUCUACUUUGAAAAGCCCCUACGCUACGGGUUAACGAAAAGUCGGAAUCCGCUGGGAGACUUUCUGGAUAACCCCGAGCGGUAUGAACAUGAGCUGGCACUGACGGAAAAUAUAGGGAGAAGUAGGGAGAGAAACAAGCAAGCUUACGUCAUGGGUUUCCCGCCACAUCUCCUCGGUACACAGGACACUAGGCUCAUGGAUAAUCUAAUCAAGCAGCUCGACCAAUGGUACACCUUCGUCAUCAUCAGCGAGUACUACGAUGAGUCUCUUGUCAUGUUGAGGCGGAGGCUGUGUUGGGGUUUGUUUGACAUACUACACGCCAAUAAAAAGGUCAACAAGCAACACAAUCGACAGGAAUACGUCCCCCUCACGGUAAAACAGUUGGAGAAUCAUAGAAGAAUCAACACCAUAGACUUGAGAAUGUACGACUUCUUCAACAGGACAUUCUGGAGGAGCGUGGAACAGGAAACGCGAAAGGGAUUCUGGGAGGAAGUGACGUACUUUAAGGAGGUAGUGAAGAGAGUCAACACUUUCUGCUCCAAACGUACGAAAGAGAAGCAUUUAGAAAUUCCUACCAGUAAAUGGAACAAGCCAUUCUCAGUCAAUGGAGACUUUUGUGGAGGUUUGAGUCGGAAUCCGAAAAUAUGGGCCAAGAAAUUAUUUGAUCAGAUGGUACAGAGUGUUAAGAAAAGACAACAUCUAUAAAUGUUGCAUGAAA